Portunus trituberculatus (swimming crab) is the source of this 615-nucleotide messenger RNA. RefSeq names its product 39S ribosomal protein L55, mitochondrial-like (gene mRpL55). The transcript is spliced from 4 exons. Gene Ontology annotation, molecular function: structural constituent of ribosome. Gene Ontology annotation, biological process: translation. The record is from RefSeq and is a predicted model, not a curated record. Bases 121 to 465 code for a protein of 114 amino acids. NCBI's taxonomy places the organism in Eukaryota, Metazoa, Arthropoda, Malacostraca, Decapoda, Portunidae. Gene Ontology annotation, cellular component: mitochondrial large ribosomal subunit.
CAAGCUUGUUGGGGAGGGUUGGAGAGGUGGGAUGGAGGAAAAGGGGGAGGUCCAACCCUGCAGUGUUACCGACUUCUUCAUUGGCAUAGGAGAGAGUUGUGUUCAUCUGAAUGGUUGUGGAUGUUGAGUCCAUCUGUUCCUUCCCUUUCCCUCAUCUUGCGAGGUAUUGCCACGUCGGCGAGGUGUGACAUCAACUGCCACCGUACCAGCAUAGCACGCAUUGGCCGCCUCACCUACACCCGCACUUAUCCUGUGGUGCUGGUGCAGAGCGACGGCUCCACCAUCAACAUCAGAUACCACGAGCCUCGCAAAAUUAUUAAGCUGCCCCUGGACCUGGCGACACUCACCGAUGCCGAACGCAAGAAACGGAUUGAUGCUCGAAAGCCAAGAGUAAAGGUGGUCAUCGAAGAAGACAUUGAAGAUGACUUCAAAGUUACUAAUUAUGAACACCUAUGGAAGAAAUAACAGUUUGUUUUAAAUGUAUAAGGAACUUUCUUGUAUGUGUCUGUAUUUAAUCUCCAAACUGUUGUAUAUAUUAGUAAAACAAAAUGUUAUGCAUUAUAUAUUGUAACUCUUCACCCUGCUGUAGAAUGCCAAUAAUACAUAUAUUUAAUA